Messenger RNA from Silurus meridionalis, 1884 nucleotides. RefSeq names its product transmembrane protein 121-like. NCBI's taxonomy places the organism in Eukaryota, Metazoa, Chordata, Actinopteri, Siluriformes, Siluridae. The transcript has 2 exons. The record is from RefSeq and is a predicted model, not a curated record. The coding region runs from base 176 to 1165 and encodes 329 amino acids.
GUGUGUGUGUGUGUGUGUGUGUGUGUGUGUGUGUGUGUGUGUGUGUGUGAGAGCAUUCCGUAUCUCAUUGAUGGAUCCUGCAGGAUUGCUGAUGACUCGAGACGAGGAAAUGUGAAUCAGAUGCAGAUGUCAGUCUGUGGGAAGUGAGCUGACAAUUUUGGGGCUUGGCAUCAGGAUGGCUCCACCCCCUCCGACCAAUGCGCCACACGUGUGCUUGUCGUGCGUGGUGAUUGUGAGCAGCAUGGCGCUGAUGGAUGCGUAUUUAGUGGAGCAGAACCACGGGCCACGCAAGAUCGGCGUGUUCAUAGUAGUGAGCGUGGGUGACGUUUGUUUCCUUAUCGCACUGCGCUAUGUCGCCGUCUGGGUCGGAACCGAGCUCAGGACCGCAAAGCGAGGAUAUGCCAUGAUACUCUGGUUUCUCUACAUUUUUGUUUUGGAGAUCAAAGUCUACUUCAUCUACCAGAACUACAAAUCGGACCGGAGGAGUCUGGAUGCUCUGGCACGUAAAGCUUUAACACUGCUUCUCUCCAUUUGCGUUCCCAUAUUGUUCAUUAUUCUGGUGGCUGUGGAUCAUAUGGAGUACGUCAGGGCAUUUAGGAAAAAGGAGGAGAUACGGAACAGGCUCUUCUGGGUGGUGGUGGACCUCUUGGAUGUUCUGGACAUUCAGGCCAACCUGUGGGAGCCUCAGAAGAAAGGCUUCCCCCUUUGGGCUGAGGGCUUGAUGUUCUUCUACUGCUACAUUUUGCUGCUGGUGCUGCCAUGCGUUAGCCUGAGUGAGAUUAGCAUGCAGGGCAUCAACAUCAGCCCGCACAAGAUGAUGCUUUACCCCAUCCUGAGCCUCAUCACCAUCAACAUCGUCACCAUCUUCAUCCGGGGAGGAAACAUGCUGCUGUACAAAGACAGCCGUGUCUCGGGGAUCCUCUUGGGGAAAAAUGUCCUGGCCAUAAUGAUGAAGAUGUGCAGCUUUGUGCAGUACAGGAAGCAACUGCAGAGCACUAACCUCAGUGCUAACACUCCUCCUCCUCCUCCUCCUCUUCUUCCUCCUCCUCCUGCAGCUCCUCCUGCUGCAGCCUUCAGUGUCGAGCUUCACAAAAACUCACUGAUGCACUGUCGAGAUGUUUCUCACACACCACUGCCUGAGCUCACUGCAACUGAACACACAUGACACACAUACACACACACUGGACUUAUGAUGAUAAUGGUAAUAAUGAUGAUGAUGAUGAUGAUGAUGAAGCUUUUUCAGACUGUGAGCCAACUGUGAGGUUUAAACUGGACAUAUCAUUUGGGAGGGGCUUAUACAUUAAUGGGAGGAGCUUAAACUACCAAAGGGUGGGGCUUAAACUUUGAGCAUUGGUGCUUACAGAGUGGUUACUAUGGUUACAAUAUGCAUUUGAGGUUAUUUUCCUACUAGUUUGUGACACAUAAUUGUGAAGCAUUUCAUUGUUUUCACUGUCAUGAAAAUAAAACCUUUUUGAAGCUUGGGAUCUUCUGGUAAGUUCCAGUUCUGAAAGCCUUUAUAUUUUUCUAAGAAAUGCUUUUCUGGGUAGAGGCGUACAGCAGAACCAAAUUUGGAACAGCUAUUACACCACUGAGAGGUGGUGCCAGGGUUCCAGUUCAUCUCUAAGGUGUUUACUGGAGUAGAUCUUUCACUUGGGUGUGUGUGCAGAUGUUGAAUGUGUGUUUGGUGAGUUUUUUGGUUGUGUUAUAACACCAAAUACUGAGAAAAAUACUGCACUAAAAUGCAAACCAUCAAAAGGUUGUCAUGAUUUCAUAAACUUUUUCAAUAAUAAAGUUGAAAACAUCAGGCAAAAAAUCCAGGUGAUUUAAUAUAAGUCCAAACUAUUUUAUAAAUAACCCUGUAGAUAGGACUGUAAUUAUAACAGA